AUGGAAGGGUGGCAUUCUUUGCUUGGUUUCAUUUGGUCCGUCAGAAACUUUGUCAUUGAUUAUCCUGAAAGCAGAGAAAGGCUCCAGCUGCAUUGGCGUUCUUUGUCUCCUCCACCGACGCCUUUUCAAUCUGAAUUUUCUCUGGCCUCGAAACUUGAAGUUUAUUCAGAGUUAAGAGGCCAAGAAAGGGGAUUUAAAAUGAAUUUUAUGGUUUUUAUUAGUGCAAUACUAGUUAUUUUCUAUUUUGCAUCAGCAAAUGCACAAUCUGUUGUAGCUUCAACUCCAACUCCGACUCCUGCCCCUGCCCCUGCACCGGAAUAUGUAAACCUGACUGACUUACUCUCCGUUGCCGGCCCGUUCCACACAUUCCUUGGCUAUCUUCAAUCCACCAAAGUCAUUGAAACUCUUCAAAACCAAGCCAAUAACACUGAUGAAGGUAUUACCCUUUUUGUGCCGAAAGACGAGGCCUUUGCAUCACUAAAGAAGCCCUCUAUUUCUAACCUCACACAGGACCAACUCAAAUCUCUAUGCCUUUUCCAUGCUUUGCCACAUUACUACAAACUGGCUGAUUUCACGAACCUAAGCCGACAAAGCCCCAUUCCAACUUUUGCUGGUGGACAAUACAGUUUGAAUUUCACCGAUAACUCUGGAACAGUGCAUGUUGAUUCCGGAUGGACUAAAACAAAGGUUAUUAGCGCAGUUCGUGCCACUGAUCCGGUGGCAGUUUAUGAGACUGAUAAAGUUCUGCUCCCGGAGGCAAUCUUUGGCACUGAUAUACCACCAACCCCGGCUCCAGCUCCGGCCCCGGUCCCAGAUACUGCUCCUGUAGCAGAUUCUCCAUCUGAAAAGGGGGGAAGCGAAUCAUCGUCUUCAAAGUCUUCACCUUCAUCUUCUCACAGCAUUUUGAAUUCGGGUAAAUUGAGCCAACUGGCUUUGGCUUUUGUGGGUGGAAUGCUCGUGUUCUUGUGA
Messenger RNA from Fraxinus pennsylvanica, 969 nucleotides. The record is from the annotation of a GenBank genome assembly. NCBI's taxonomy places the organism in Eukaryota, Viridiplantae, Streptophyta, Magnoliopsida, Lamiales, Oleaceae.